Messenger RNA from Loxodonta africana (African savanna elephant), 7331 nucleotides. RefSeq names its product zinc finger DHHC-type palmitoyltransferase 14 (gene ZDHHC14). Gene Ontology annotation, cellular component: endoplasmic reticulum; Golgi apparatus. Lineage: Eukaryota; Metazoa; Chordata; Mammalia; Proboscidea; Elephantidae. The transcript has 9 exons. Gene Ontology annotation, molecular function: protein-cysteine S-palmitoyltransferase activity. The coding region runs from base 21 to 1490 and encodes 489 amino acids. Gene Ontology annotation, biological process: peptidyl-L-cysteine S-palmitoylation; protein targeting to membrane. The record is from RefSeq and is a predicted model, not a curated record.
CUGGCCAGCUGCCCUCGUGGAUGCCUCCCGGCGGCGGCGGGCCCAUGACAGACUGCGAGUACAGCCAGAUCAGCACCCACAGCUCCUCCCCCAUGGAGUCGCCCCAUAAGAAGAAGAAAAUCGCAGCCCGCAGAAAAUGGGAGGUUUUCCCGGGCCGAAACAAGUUCUUUUGCAACGGGAGGAUCAUGAUGGCCCGGCAGACCGGCGUCUUCUAUCUGACGCUCGUCCUCAUCCUGGUCACCAGCGGACUCUUCUUCGCCUUCGACUGUCCAUAUCUGGCCGUGAAGAUCACGCCUGCAAUCCCUGUGGUGGGUGGUAUCCUGUUCUUCUUUGUGAUGGGGACCCUGCUCCGCACCAGCUUCAGUGACCCCGGCGUCCUUCCAAGAGCCACACCCGAUGAAGCCGCUGACCUGGAAAGGCAAAUAGAUAUCGCAAACGGCACCAGUUCAGGGGGGUACCGCCCACCUCCCAGAACCAAAGAAGUCAUCAUCAACGGCCAGACCGUGAAACUUAAGUAUUGUUUCACCUGCAAGAUUUUCCGGCCCCCUCGUGCCUCCCAUUGUAGCCUUUGUGAUAACUGCGUAGAACGAUUUGAUCACCACUGUCCCUGGGUAGGCAACUGUGUGGGGAAAAGAAACUACAGAUUUUUUUAUAUGUUUAUUUUAUCUCUGUCUUUUCUGACAGUCUUUAUAUUUGCAUUCGUUAUCACCCACGUCAUUCUUCGUUCGCAACAAACAGGAUUCCUAAAUGCUCUAAAGGACAGUCCUGCAAGUGUGCUGGAGGCCGUGGUGUGCUUCUUCUCCGUCUGGUCUAUUGUUGGUCUCUCAGGUUUCCACACGUACUUGAUCAGCUCCAACCAGACAACAAAUGAAGAUAUUAAAGGAUCUUGGUCAAAUAAAAGAGGUAAAGAAAAUUACAAUCCCUACAGCUACGGAAAUAUCUUUACAAAUUGCUGUGCCGCCCUGUGUGGGCCCAUCUCUCCCAGCCUGAUUGACAGACGAGGGUACAUCCAGCCAGACACGCCGCAGCCAGCAGCGCCCUCAAAUGGCAUCACCAUGUAUGGGGCCACCCAGUCGCAGAGCAACAUGUGUGACCAAGACCAGUGCAUUCAGAGCACCAAAUUCGUUUUACAGGCCGCAGCCACUCCCUUGCUGCAGAGCGAGCCCAGCCUCACCAGCGACGAGCUGCACCUGCCGGGGAAGGCCAGCCUGGGCACACCCUGCACCAGCCUGACACUGGGCCAGCCCACACCGCCCUCCUCCAUGCCCAACCUCUCCUCGGAGGCCGCGCUCACCGGCGUGCUGCCGCUGAAGGAGGAGCCCGUGGGCCACCAGUUCCUGACGCCCGAGGAGGCGCCCUCUCCGCCCCGGAUGCUGGCGGCAGGCAGCCCCCUGGCCCACAGCCGUACCAUGCACACGCUGGGCCUGGCCAGCCAGGACUCUCUGCACGAGGACUCCGUGCGUGGCCUGGUCAAGCUCAGCUCCGUGUGACCCUCCCUCGCCUCCGCUCCGGAGUGACAGGUGGAGGACGCCAGCAGAGGGAUGGCGUGCCAGUGACCUUGCCGUGACUACAAGCUAAGACUCCCACCUGCCAGGUGCAGGCGACAACUCCAGGUCCAGGGCUGAUAGUGACCACUUCAAGAGUAAAAGGAUCUAGGCCUGAUGGCGGGGGACAAAGAGGGGAGGACCCAGAUGCUUCUUACUGGUUUGUUGGAUUGGAAUUUUCUUCCCCACCCUGACCACUUUGAUGAGAAUGAAAAUAGAGAAGGAGCUAUUUUCAGACGUUUUGGAUAUGAAGGGUGGGCAGAGGGAGGGCGGUGCCUCCGGCCGGCAGAAUCCCCAUCUGGAAGUUUAGCUGUUCGCUUCCUUUGUGACAUAGCACGUGAGGUUUAUGACACGUGUAGCCAGAUGGAAAUGCACGUAAGUGUUAUGCUACUAAUACUUGCAAUAGACAAUUGCCAUUCCAUUUGUUAAUUAAAAAAAAAAAAGCCUAAAGGGAAAAAAGAGACCAGCUGGGGGUUUGCAUGCCACACCGCGGUGUGUGCUACAGUGGUGUUGGUAUUCAAAAGGAAAUGCUGCUGUUGUCUUUCUCAUUUUGUGAUUAUCCAAGUGCUGUUUUAUUGGAAGACAGUGCAACGUACCGAGACUAAUGAACGAAGCCAUCGUUUGUCAACUCAUUCAGGUUAAUGAUUCUUGGAGAGGUAGUGCCUGGGCUCCCCAGGGCCACUGGGCGUUGGUCAUAUUUAGUCUCAUUUAACCUUCUGUUUAGAUAAGGUAUUGUGUUGUGCCAUACCCACCACGGAGUCUUCACCUCCUUGUGUGUGGAACUUCCUGUGGACGUCCAAUAAAAUGACCUCCUCUGUGAUUCUGUAUCUGCGUACAGUUCUCCUUAACAGCUUAAAUGAAAACAAUCUGGAUGGCCUGCUAAGAGUUUAUUUUUAGUAAAGUGUCUUGAGCAAGGAAUGACGUCCCUGGGUGGCACAGGCAGCUUCAGAUUGACUGCUAACCUAAAGGUUGGCAGUUCGAACCCACCCAGCAUUGCCACAGAACAAAGUUCUCGUGAUCUACUUCCCUAAAGAUUACAGCCAAGAAAACCCUGUGGAGCUCGGUUCUGCUCUGUAAUGCAUGGGGUCUCACCAUGAGUCUGAACCUACUCGGUGGCAACAGGUUUCAGCAAGAGAUGAGCUGAGAACAACCAAAACUCAAAUCUUUGAAUUGUGGGAUAUCUAAGGGAUGAGUUCUAGAGAAGAGAGGAGCUUUCCGUCAGUCGUUUCUUCAGCCAUCUCUUUUGGAUGCAGUCUUACAGGAAUUUCGUGGAGUCCUGGUGACGAAGAGGUUAAGAGCUCAGGCUGCUAACCAAGAGGUCAGCAGUUUGAGUCCACCAGCCACUCCUUAGAAACCCUGUGGGGCAGCUCUGCUCAGUCCUAGGAGCUCCUAUGAGUCAGAAUCGACUCGACAGUAAAAUGGGUUUAGUUUUUGGUUUGGGGGUGGUGCAAAUGGUUAACAUGCUCAGCCGCUAACUGAAAAGUGAAGUUCAAGUCCACCCAGGGGCACCUCAGAGGAAAGGCCUGGCAAUCUAUUCUGAAAAAAUCAUCCAUUGACAACCCUGUGGAGCACAGUUCUAUUCUGACACACAUGGGGUCGCCUUGAGUCAGGGUUGACUCAACCGCAACUUGUUUUGUUUUCAAGGAAUUUGCCUUACCCGUACUGAUUGCCGCACAGGUAGUGGGAGAGGAUGCUCGGGGAGAAGGGGCACUGUUAAGGCCCCUCUGCCUGUGUUAAUGGGUCACCAGAUCUCAGGAGGGCCACACGAGGUCCUGGUAAAGGUACCAGAGGAGGAGAAACCAACUUAAGAUUUGAGCUGAGACCAUAGGGGUCAGCAUUCGUAGCUAGGCACUAAUCAGAAUAGAAUUAGGAAAAUUACCUCUUCAUUCUUCUGAAUUUAUCAUCUAGAAGGGAACCGGCUUUUAGGGAGUAAGUCAUUUUGGAGGCAGCUGCAGGGGGCUUAGCAGGUCCUUAGAUGAUAAAUGCAGCCGCUAAAUCCACUCAAGUGCAAGAGAACGCACUUGCUCCUUCCUUCCCUGUGAAGGACAAGGUGCAUUGAGCAGGAAGCCUCAGAUGAGUGCAUUUAUGGAAAAAGACUUUCUCCUGAGAAAGAGAUGCAGUUUUAUAUAAAAGGAAAGGAGGAAAAAGGAGGGGGAGGGAAAAGCACAGUUUCAAGUUUUAUUUGGAAUAAAGCCAGCUCUUUGCAGGUCAAAAAACCUGUGCUGAAAAAAACUGCAGAAUUCUUGCAUCAUGAUAUCGCUGAGCCGUCUUUAUUUUCCACGCUGCAUACGUGUCUAGAAAAUGGAACAGGCAACUUGUGAGUGGCCGGGUUUUAUUUUUUGGACCUCCUCAAAACUUGUACCCAAUUGUAACAUCCCACUGAGGGACACAGCCCCUCCUUCCCCCCCACGCACACACACACUCAGGCCCUCAGACACCAACUCCCAGUGACACCUAGUACAGAUAGCCUGAGGGCAAAAGUAACAGACCCUAACUCAUUGCUGUACAGACUCACCAUGUGUCUUCCACAACUUCCCAACCCCCUCUGUGCCUUCCCUACUUCCACCUGCCCCCUAGAGAGGCCCCAAGAGAGGGGUGACUCAGUGGGGUGACCCAAGCCAGGCUCAGUCCUGACUCUGCCAUCAUUCCCAGUUUCUCACCUGGAAAACCAGGACUGUGGGCGUUAAGGGCUUCCAUUUCCAGGAGCUUCUAAUUCAGUGGUUGCUGGCUUCCCAUGGCCAGCCCUUCUUCCGUCUCACUGUGAAAAAAAUCCAAGAAGCAAGGACCAUUAGUCCCUUGUCUUUGCAGAAUGAAUAUUUAAUAUUUAUUAUCGACCCUCACCCCACCCCCAACCUGUGACCCCUGCAUGUAUUUGAAACCAUUUAUCCAAGAGGAAAUUGGGAAUUUUGGUGAAAUGAAGAGAGGCUGUUUAGGGUCAAGAGGGAGAUUAAAUUGAAUGGGCCAAUUUGCUAAGACAGUUAACUGCCAAGACAAUUAAGAACCCAAACCAGAGAGAGGCCCACAGCCCAUGACUGGCUCGGAGAAGAACCAAGAGUCUGAGGAAUGAAGAUCAAUGUGUUCCGGUAGCUUCCUCCUUCCUGUUGUCGGGGGAGAGCUGACCUUGGGGGCACUUGGUGGCAAUGGUUCUGCAUUUCCCAUUAACUGAUGGAUUUUUUAAAAUGUUGAGUGGUCACGUCUAGCUGUGGCGGAGCAGACUUUGAUAUUUCUAUGUCGUGUCCAUGUGCUGCCGGUUGAUUGCACACGGGCUCUAAAGAGUAAGAUAAAUAUUUUACCAUGCUAUUAAAUCCUGGGCCAUUACCAAACACACUCACUCAUUCUGUUGUUUAAAAAUUCAUCUGCUCUCCUGCUCCCAGAACGCUCAAGGGCGCUGGAAGGCUGAGCUCUGUCUGAAUCCCCUGCCGUGAGGACGUAGGCGCAGCCCUGCUUCUGGGGGACACGAUGACAAGUCACUCUGUGCCCUGCAUUUGUGCUGUUUGAGGGGGGACAAUGUUCUUUCAGCUUUCAAGGGCGAGGAUUUCAGCCUGUGAGGUCGAUGCCGUUUCCCCCUGGGCAGAAAAAUGCCAAGGAUCAGUUGUGGUCCUCACACAGCAUAAAGGCAGCGGCUUUCCAUACUUCCCACCUGGGGCCGGCCGUCCGCUCUGUUGUAUGUAGGAUUGCUGCCUGGGGGCCCACGAGAGGCAGACACCAUCUCGUGUGCUGCCUCUGAAGCCCCUUAGUUCUCCAUGCCCAGUGCCUUGGCCACCUCUUCAGCGUCAACAGCAAGAAAGAUGAAUUUGCCAGGAGUGGCCAUAGGUGUCCUGGGCACUGUGGCUUGUGGUGACACCUCCAGGGCCCUUGGCACAGCCUUCCCUGGGGUCCCCAGCCUGCCCACCAAGCAAACACUUCUCUGUAACUUGACUGCCCCCUACUGGAGAGCCUCCUGUAAACCACCCUCUUCAUGCCUGGAACCAAUUGUUUAUCAGCCGGGCUCCUGCUUUCUGAGUUGGUUGAAGGUAGCAGCGGCUCCAGGAAAUCACUAUCGGGAAUAUUUCCAAAGUCGUUUGUCUUUCCUUUAUCCAACUUUAGUCCGGGUGCUUCUUAAUCAGCUAAGAGAAGGGGAAGAAAUAUCAAACAUACUUUUCUGUUUAAUGCCUCACAACUCCUUUGAAGCUGAGCCUAAAUCAAAUCGAUGUUUACAUUUUUUAUUAAAUGCGUAUAAGUUGUGGGAGUCUAGUAUAUUCUUGUCCACGGAAGAGAGACCUUCAAAUGUAUUCUUAUUCCUUCAGGUCCCCGCCACUGCUCUGGAUGUCUGUGUACAGCCUUGUACGUUGUUCUCCACGUGACCGCAUAAAAAACUCCCUCUCAUUAUUUCCCUUAAAGCUGUCACUGUCUUACAAGUUAUCAUUGAAAUAUUAAAUGAGCUGAGCGUCGUUUUCGUUUCAAUAAAUGUCGAAGAUGCUUAUAGUUUUGUACAUCAGCAAACCCUCCGUCAGCUUGCCCCUUGUACAGGGUCCUGCUAAUAUAGCUGAGGUGGAUUUUCAAAUCCAAGUGCUUAGUACAUUAAUCCAGCCAUGAAAAAUAAUUGGGAGAUAGAAGAUUAGACUGUUUUCUGGGUCAACUGAAUUUGCAGCUGCCACAAAACUGGAUAAAUGGCCUCAGCUGGAAUUAUGUUUUGAUCUCAGAAACCCCAGGAAUUACGUACAGAAGGGAUUGGAAAGCAGACGGUGUCUGGUGCUGUUGCCAAGUAUUUUCCUUCCAUCAAGUGCUGAGUUUUUAAAAGACACUUGGUAUUGGUUAUGAAGCUAGGAAUGAACAAUUCUCUUAAUUGCCCUUGCUGCUUUAAAAUGCAUAAACUCAGAGACCAUCUGGCACAGCCAAGGGGGCAGGUUCACUGGGUUCCAUAUGUACAGAGGUAGCUUUAGCCUGUAGUAAGACAUGACUUUGCAACCUUGCUAACCUUUUUCCCAGGGCAUCCUGGAUUGGUAUGUCAAUAGCCAAACAUUUUGGCAUAGAAGAAAAAAAAAAAAGGAUUUGAAAUUCCAAGUGGAUCCAGAUCCCUAAGUCUGAAGAAUGGCGAACGUGUGUACAUAAGAAUGCAUGUUUGCAGAGAUAUGUGUGCUUCUUUAAGUGCCUUUCAUGUUGUAAUCAAUGUUUGCAGGAUUGAUUUUAAACCUGAAAUGAAUGAAGAACGCCUUUUCCCCCUUCAAUAAACACUGCUAACGGUGGCAAGUGUAAAUCUCAGUCUUUAUGAGACGGGCACUGUGUAGGUGAGCAAGGUGUGGGGGUGGACAGAAUUGACGUGCACUCAAUGCUUUUGUACUACGGAGACACCCGUGUGGAAGGCGAUGUGGGUUUUCUGACCCCAGAUACCCAGACUCCUUCCCUACAGCUGUGGUUCUCAAGUUUUCAAUUCACAGAUUGCUUUAUGGUGAUGCAGAACUUCAGACCCUUUAAUCCACUGAUUUUAUAUUCCACCUCCUAACUCACACCCCAUCCGCAUCAAGUGGGGAUUGGGUUUGGCUACUGUUAAUAAAAUCCUCAGAUAACAGUAGCUUAGACAAAAACGUUGUGCAAAAUAAGUCCAGAGGUAGGCAAUGCAGGGUCAGUGUGGUGGCUCCACAAUGUCACCACUCUCCUGGCCUCCUUUCUGCUUUCUGCUCUGCCAUUCUUAGCACUGUUUUUCACCCUCGAGUUUACCUCACGGUCACAGAUAGCUACUGCAGCUCCAGCCAUCAAAUCUGUAUUCCAGGAAGGAAAAGGAGAAGAAAGGGGGAGGAGCAAAAUGAG